This is a messenger RNA of Emiliania huxleyi CCMP1516, 808 nucleotides long. RefSeq lists its product as hypothetical. The transcript is spliced from 3 exons. The record is from RefSeq and is a predicted model, not a curated record. The annotation marks the transcript as partial. Gene Ontology annotation, biological process: chloride transmembrane transport. Lineage: Eukaryota; Haptophyta; Isochrysidales; Noelaerhabdaceae. Gene Ontology annotation, molecular function: chloride channel activity.
CGUACUGAUCUGCUACUUUGGUCUGCACUCCAUUGCAGAGAGGAACUCGCUCAACGCAGAGUGGCUAACCGUGCGCUCGUGGCCGUUUGCGAACCGGCGGCUCUUUCCGGACCUCGGGCUGAUGCAGCAGCCGAUAGGGGAGGUCCGGGAGUACUAUGGCGAGAGCAUCGCCAUGUACUUUGCCUGGAUGGAGCACUACACCAACUCGCUGACGGUGCUUGCGCUCAUCGCCGCUGUCGUCGAGCUGUCGCCGGUUGGUGCGCUCGGCACGCCGCUGUACGCAUGCGCCUCUGCGCUGUGGUGCACGUUGAUGGCGGAGUCGUGGAAGCGCCGCCAGGCCACGCUGGCGCACGAGUGGGGAAUGGUUGGCUACGAGAACGAGGAGCGGCCCCGGCCCGAGUUCAUCGCAGCCUUCCACAAGGGGCUGUGGGCAGCAGACCACGAGGCGGAUCCACCCGAGGUGGAUGAUGGCGAUGGGCUUUCGGAGAGCAACGCGAGCAUGCGGCUCGACGCGGAGAGCAAGCCAAUGGUGAAGAAGCGGCAGUCGUCCCUCACGAAGAUCGUGCGGGGCAACAAGGGCGGGAUGGAGCGGUGGAGAGGCUUUUUCGACGGGCGCGGCUUUGUGCCGCAUGUGGACGCUCCGGAGACGCUAGUGAUGCCCGAGGGGUCCAGGCUGCGCGUGUACCUCAUGAGCAUCCAGAUGAUGGUGCUGUGCACCGUGGGGAUUCUGCCGGUCCCAGUAGAGAUGCUCUCCUUCUGGGGGGGGGGCGGUUGUGUUCACCGCGCCUUCGAGCCCGGUUGGCAGUAG